Messenger RNA from Branchiostoma belcheri (Belcher's lancelet), 1287 nucleotides. RefSeq names its product adhesion G protein-coupled receptor A2-like. Bases 1 to 1221 code for a protein of 406 amino acids. Gene Ontology annotation, molecular function: protein binding. The transcript is spliced from 2 exons. The record is from RefSeq and is a predicted model, not a curated record. Lineage: Eukaryota; Metazoa; Chordata; Leptocardii; Amphioxiformes; Branchiostomatidae.
AUGGCACAAAACAAGGCACUGCUGUACUUCCUACUCCUGGUUUCCAAUCAGCUACUGCUCGUGUCGGCGCCAGCUUUACGGUGCCCUGACAGCUGUCGCUCCCAAACCCUGUAUCUGUUUGGAAGAGUAGUCAUCUGUCACUGUCCAGAUAAAAACUGGGCGGGGUCCCCCUGCAGCUGGAUUGGGUACGGAGGAACGUACAGCUUCCCCGCAUGUCUCGACGCCAUACCAACUGGCUUCGACAAAGCCACGCGAUCGAUCUUCAUCAAGAAUCUCCGUUCCUCUACCAUUUUGGAGCGGUCUUUCCCCAACAGCCCAGAAGUACAGAACCUUUGGAUCAUGCAGUCCAACGUGUCCACGGUGCAGCCAGGGGCUUUCCAAGGUCUGCCAUUGGUGAAAACCCUUUCCCUCAGUGACAACCGUAUCUCCAGUCUUGAACCUGACACCUUCCUUGGGCUUGAGAGGGUAACAAACCUCAACCUCGAAAGGAAUGCCAUUUCUGUCAUAUCCAAGCAUGCAUUCCGCGGCCUACCUCUCCUUGCGAGGUUGAAGUUGAACAAGAACCGUCUGCGUUCUGUGCCCGUCGACGCACUCCUGCCGCUUACAGCACUGAAGUUUGCAAGCCUGAAAACAAACCGCAUCACCACGAUCGACAGCCAAGUCCUGCGUCUGAGUCACAAACAGGCGCUACGGCUUUACCUAGCAAAAAACCCGCUGAAGUGUAACGCCAAUCUCACCUGGUUCAUCUGUCAUCUGCCAGAGUUGAAUCACAUCUUUGACCGUGACUUCCUGAGGUGUGCAUCGCCUGCCAACCUGAGCGGAAUUCUGCUUGCCACCGUGAGGAAGGACAUCAGUCAGACCGACACGGACUGGUCACCACAGGACAUCAGGUCGGGGAGAUGUGACGAAAUGUCCACCACAACAGGUCCGCAUACUCACCACACCAGUCUGUACAACAACACCAUCCUCACAGAGAUGCCACACACAAACGCCACCCCAGGCUCCGAGUACCAGGCUACAACAAGCCAGGCUACAACUGGAACUGACAUUGUCACUCGUCCAAGUUUUGGCCCAAUCCUCACCGAGGAAGAUUACAGUUGCUACGUCAAUGCCGUCAUCAUGUCUGUUGCUGUGUCCCUCCUCAUAGUGUUGGUAUGGGUGGUUGUUAUCUGCUUGUACGAACGCUACCACGGUACAGGUAUGGCCUGUCACCUUCAUUAAUGAAGACCCAGGGCCACAGCUUCAGCCAUACACACUGACCCAUGAUGAAGACCCAGGGCCACAGCU